Blepharisma stoltei is the source of this 1359-nucleotide messenger RNA. The record is from the annotation of a GenBank genome assembly. Lineage: Eukaryota; Ciliophora; Heterotrichea; Heterotrichida; Blepharismidae.
AUGUCUCUCAAAGAUUUUGAAACUCUCUCAAAAAUUGGUGAAGGGGCUUACAGUAGUGUUUGGCGAGUACGGCGCGCAUCUGAUCACAAAAUUAUGGAAAUUAAAGUUUUUACUUUCCAAUUAUUUCCAGAUAUAGUUUACUAUCAUAAAGAUUUUAAAAUUUUUUUUUGAGAAAAAUUUUGCCAUCCUAAAAUUUACGCCUUAAAAAAAGUUCAACUGCAGAAAUUAAAAGCCAAAGAAAAAACCAACGCUCUUAACGAAGUGAGAAUCCUCGCCAGUGUUAACCAUACAAAUGUUAUUUCCUACAAAGAUGCAUUUUUCGACGAAGAUAGCGGCUGCCUCUGCAUCGUUAUGGAAUAUGCAGAUGGUGGAGAUUUAUAUCAAUUGAUAUCUGAAAAUCGGAAAAAAGGGACCUAUUUGAGCGAACAUUACUUGUGAAGCCUCUUUAUAAGGCUCACAAGAGGUUUGAAAGCCCUACAUGACCUUAACAUUAUGCACAGGGACUUAAAAAGUGCAAAUGUUUUCCUAACGAAAGAUGGAGGCGUCAAGCUGGGCGACAUGAAUGUUUCUAAAGUUACCAAGCAAGGAAUGCUGCAUACACAGACAGGGACGCCUUAUUAUGCAAGUCCAGAGGUAUGAAAAGAUACCCCUUAUGAUAUAAAAUCUGAUAUCUGGAGCUUAGGGUGUGUCAUGUAUGAGGCUGCAUCUCUUAGGCCACCUUUUCAAGCUGAAGAUAUGAAAGGUUUGUAUAAAAAAGUUAUUCGUGGAGAGUACCCACCUUUACCUAUUGAAUUUUCACAGGAUUUUCAAUUGCUUAUAUCUCAACUUUUACAAUUAGACCCCAAAAAAAGGCCAAGCUGCUCACAUAUACUCCGAAUGCACCAUGUUUUAAAACACAUCGACAAUAAUAAUGAAGAAGAAACAGAAAAUGACUCGCAUUUAUUAGGGACAAUAAAAUUUUCUAAAGACAUCCAGCUUGUCACUGAAAGGCUGCCAAAAUCAAAAUAUAGAGAAGAAGGAAGGCCAAACCACAGCGAGCCGCCUCCUAAUAGAGAAUUUGAUUUUAAUUUGCCAAAAAUUUACAAAUUAAACCGCGUAGAUUCUUUUCACAGCAACAGAAGAGACACAAAAGAAGCAAUCAGCAAAGAAACAAACUCACACAAAUCAAACCUCAGCAAGAACUUCAUCAGAGAUAACUAUGGAGCUUUGAAGCUUCCAAGGGUAAAAUACCCCAGCCAGGCAUAUCCAGUUUAUUCCGUAAGGCAAGGAAACAUUCCUGUAAAGCAUUACGAACUGAUAAAUUAUUUGCCUAUACCUGAAAGAAAGCGGCUGAUGGGGAAUAGAAAUCGAUAUAGCUAA